GCUCGGCACGAUACCCGAUUCUCUCGCGCGGAAGACGUCGGAGGUGGUGCGAAGAACUCCUUAAAAUGUCACCAUUUUCUUGGUGAUCAGUCUGUUAUCUGAAGGGUGUUGCGUGCUUGUACGUACUGAUGUCAAUGGGUAAUUUAGUUCUGCUUUCACUUCUCUAGGAGUAGGAGAAAAAAGUGUGAUGUGGCACAGUGGCAAUAUCAAGAUGCUCAGAAGUGAUGGAUGUCUCCAAAGCAGGCACAGUAUGUCUUGAACUUUCAACCCUUCAAGAUAUGAAGCGAUUCUAAGAUCUCCAUGUUUGCACCCUAGUGCUACUCUCUGGCCCCUUUCCUCUCUACAAACAGGAAUGAUAUUCUCAGUGUUUCGCUAGAGCUUUACGGGUUGUUAAUAAACCAUUUGACAUAGGAGUGACAAGUGCCAUCAUGAGUCACACGCCAGUCAACGGAUCGCCGAAACAUGCCGGAGAUUCCUCCCGUCGUUCCCGCAGUGCCAAGACUGAUGCUCACAGCAUGGGCAGUCUGGGAUCGUCAAGAGACGGUUCCAAGGGGCGAUCUAGUAAUAGCUCCACCCCUCCCCCAAGCAUCCAUCCGAAUCAGCUGGAGGACAAGGAGGAGCUGAGAUUACGGGAGUUAGAGGAAGCCCGAGCCCGGGCCGCCCAGAUGGAGAAGACCAUGCGAUGGUGGUCGGACUGCACUGCCAACUGGCGUGAGAAGUGGGGAAAGGUACGGGCAGAGCGGAACAAGGCGCGGGAAGAAGUGCGGCAACUCAGGAUGAAGCUGGAGGUCAUAGCCAAAGAAUCAACAGCUCUAAAGCGUGACAAACAAGAAGUUCUAGUUGAGAACGAGAGACUAAGGAAGGCCUUGGAGCACGAACAGGCUAAGACCUCUUUGCAGAUCCAAAGCCCCGUGACUGAGGACAACCCUGAUUACCUCCCAGAGAAGGAUACAAGCAGUCUGAGACAAACAUUACCUGAAGGUGACGGCCAAGACAUAGACUUCAUCAAAAGCGUCAUGCUGAAGGGACAAAUGAACAACCACCUGUCUUUGGCAGACUCAGAACCACCUCUAAGUGCUCAGGAUAGUGCGCGUCAUCCCACCAGACAGAGUCCGAGCCAUCAUCGGGGUACGCCCCAUGGAAGCCCAACCCACAAACCUACCAACGGUGCAGAAAAUGGACCGAUGUCUUCCAGUGGGAAGCAUUUAGCCAAUGGCAGCCCUAGUCGCAAGGUCAGGGAGAUGCAAACCCCUUCAGAUGAAAUGGUCAACCAGAGGAUGAUCAUGCUGGAGCUGAGAAUGGAGGAAGCUACCAAGACCAUCCAAGUUGAGAGAGAUGAGAAAGAGUUGUUGAGCCAGCAGAUCGAAAGGUUGCAGAAGGAACUGAGCGUGAUCAGAAAUCAGCAUGAUGAGGUCCGCGACGCUAAGCAGCAGGUGGUCAAAGAGUUGAAUCAAAUGAGGGCAGAGCACCAGCGGGAGUUGGUCCGUGUGACCUCUGACCUUGAUGACGAGUUGAACUGCAGAUCCACCAUGGAUAUGCGCAUCUCGGACAUGCGCAAAGAGCUGGAGCGUCUUCAGGCAGAGAAUGCCAUGGAGUGGGGCAAGAGAGAACGCCUAGAGACAGAGAAGCUCUCCUUGGAGAGAGACAAUAAGAAGUUGAAGGCAGAGAUCAUUGACUUGAAGGAACAUCUGGCCAAGAAGAACAAGCAGGUGGCGGCCGAUCUGCAGAUGAACCUGAAAACGUUGGAGGAAAACAUGCUGGAGAAACAUAAGGAGUUGGGAGAGCUGAAACACAACCAGGGGAAACUCAAGAAACUCCUCCAGGAGAAGGUGGCGGAACUGGACCACACCCUCAGACGGGCGGAGCAACACGAAGUGGAGGUGAAGAAACUGAGGGGACGAGUGGAUGAACUCAAGAGGGAGCUGGCCAAGGCAGAGGAUGAGGUUGAUCAGCAGACAAACUUGGUCAGGAAGCUCCAGCGAAACCUUGAAGAGAACCAACAAUCCAAUGAGAAUAUGGCCGUCCAGGUAGAACACUUACAAGCAAGACUGAGGAGUAUGCCCACUACGACGUCCACGCUAGCCAAGAAGCGUGCUGCCAGCUUCAGCUUUAGCUCUGGUAACCUGGCUCUGCAGGAUACCAGGGAUGAAGUCACAUCAGAUAUUGACAUCUAACAACAUUCCAUGAUCAGGACACCAGUGAAAGUCACUCUCAAUCAAAUUCGAGCAAGGACUAUUUGAAUUAAACCAUAGUUGGACUAACUUCACUCGAAUGGUUGGACUACUGUUGUCGACUAUUUGGAACCAGAGUGCCAGGGCACGGUUGCAUCACUGGUUACCAUUAGCUGCGUGCAUCAUAAUGCACAGCAGGGAGCCAGGAUCAAGAAGUGUCAUGAUGACAUGUUGACCAGCGUUUGACUAGAGACGUUCACACAUUGCUAUCAAUGCACAGGCAUGAGUUACCUCACAAAUCGACCAUCAGUCGACUAAUGGUCUUUGCCUGAAAUUGCUCCUCUCUUUUGUAUGAGGUCAUAUGUCUGUAAAUUUAAGGCCUUAGUGAAUUCAGUAUUGUAUUGGUAAGGCCAUGUCAUUUAAACAUUAUUGAAACAGAAAGAGCGUCAUAGUAACAGUGUAGUACAGUAAACAGUCAAUUUAUGGUCACAAAUCGAGUGACGUGUGAAAUACUUUGUUACAGUGGAUGUUAAUCUCUUUCCAUGAUCAUCUUGUUGACCAAGAUAUAUUUUGCAGAACUAACAAUAUAAUUGUCAACUACAUGUAUUUCUGCAGUAUAAUUUAGCUUCAGAAAAGGGAAAAAUUAAAAGAUGGUCUUCAAAUCUGAUUGCAGGUUGGGUAGGGAAGACCAAUUCUCCGUGGCAAAAACUACCUCAUUGAAUUUGGAGCCAUGAGAAAUUACAAAUAUUCAAACACCUGAAAGUUUGGUAAAUUAAAGUUUGGUAAAUUUGUAAAUUUGGUGACAAGAACAGGGAUUUUGUCUGCAAAAGUAAACAUCUCAUACAAUCCUGCCUAAAAAGUGUAACAUUAUAGGAACAGUGGCUAUACGGGAAAAGGGAAAUGUUGCCUUCUGUAUUCUACAGUUUGACUCAAAAGUGUCAUUGUUCAGAUCAGCCAACUGCCAUUGUAGUGCACAUGUUGUUGUUUUUUCCAGUAUAAAUUGUACCAUGUGUUAGGUUUCAGCGUGUACACCUACUUGUCUCGUCUAUAUUUUAGCUUUAUGGUAGAUGUUUAUCGUCAGUGGUAGUAUUUUACAUUAUGCAUGUACAAUGUAACUGUACUGUAGGCUAGAAGAAGAGUUUUGUGAAAAUUGCUAUAUGCAGACAAACAGGCUUUUCUCAGUUUGUGUGGAAACUAACCUGGUGAGCAACGUCAUUACUGAGUUCGCACUGUUACAUGCAGGUCGCAAACAAUCUUAUGAGGAGAUUGAGUCGCCUCAAGAAGAAUGUGUAUGACCUAAUUAAAUUUAAUUAAAUGUGAAACAAGCGUGCAUUUUUGGAAACCUAUUGGUUGAAGUUGCAUUGAAUUCAAGCAUGUUACCACCUCGGUAUACAGCAUAUUAAAAAAUAAUUGAAUUCCGUA
This is a messenger RNA of Patiria miniata (bat star), 3593 nucleotides long. It is a transcript of the gene ccdc102a, whose product is annotated as coiled-coil domain-containing protein 102A-like. The transcript is spliced from 8 exons. The record is from RefSeq and is a predicted model, not a curated record. Lineage: Eukaryota; Metazoa; Echinodermata; Asteroidea; Valvatida; Asterinidae. Bases 429 to 2174 code for a protein of 581 amino acids. Gene Ontology annotation, cellular component: myosin complex.